Messenger RNA from Brassica rapa (field mustard), 1254 nucleotides. RefSeq names its product ubiquitin domain-containing protein 7SL RNA2-like. Gene Ontology annotation, biological process: proteasome-mediated ubiquitin-dependent protein catabolic process. Gene Ontology annotation, molecular function: polyubiquitin modification-dependent protein binding; proteasome binding; ubiquitin binding. NCBI's taxonomy places the organism in Eukaryota, Viridiplantae, Streptophyta, Magnoliopsida, Brassicales, Brassicaceae. Gene Ontology annotation, cellular component: nucleoplasm; cytosol. The record is from RefSeq and is a predicted model, not a curated record.
CUAAAACAUGAUUUUUUUUUAACGGAAAGAGUACUUACUAACUGUUUAUAUAAUCACAAUUUAACCAACAGAAAAAUACAUCAAAAGUCAAUAAAAUUUACACUAAAAGUCGAAAACAUCAUCCAAGUUGAAAUAAAAAAAUCUCUAAAAUAUCGUAUACAAUUAAACAAGGGAGGGAGUAUUAAACAAAGAGACAUUAAAUCAUCGCUAUGUGAUUCGUGUUACCUUAUAGUAAGUGAGACUAUAUGCAUAUUUCAAGAUUUGCAAAAAAUACAUUUCCAAAACCAUAAACACUCACUUGAAUUGACUGUUCCAAAGAUGGAAAAAGUUCAUGUACCAUUGACCAAGAACCAGAACACAUAUUUUGUAUUUUCGAUUACAUAUUUCAAGAAUGGAAACAAUAUAAUUCUUUUCUUGACCAGAGACGAGAAGGAAUAGAAUAAAUAUAUCCCAUGUCAAAGCAUUACAAGGAAACUAUAUCACAAAAACUCAAGAAGUGUAUAUAUAUAUAUAUAUAAAUAGGUGAUUAGUUCUCUCUUUCUUUUCCACCCUUCCUCAUUCUCCACUGAUCUUGAAACACCACUGAUACACAAAUGGAUCUGAUCUUCGAGACUCAGAGAGCUUCAUCAUUCUCCAUUGAAGUGGGUUACUUCGACACGGUUCUAGAGAUCAAAGGGAAGAUCGAGAAGUAUCAACGUAUCCCUGUCCCCACACAAACCCUUGUCUUCCAAGGCAGAGUUCUUCAAGACGAUCACAAUAUCGAGCAAUGUAAUCUCUUCAACAACUCUCGCCUCCAUCUCUCCAUCUCUUCUCCUGUUAACAACGACCAAAACCGCAUCAAGCAAGAGCUCAAACCCGAGCCGCCAAACUCAACAGAACAAGAGAUCAUCGACAACUGUCAUCAAGAUUCCAGCAACAACAAGAAAAAGAAAGCGAGGGUGGUCACAAUGGUGGUGCUGAAAUGGGGGACCAAGAAGAUUCCAGUGGAGGUGAACGUAGAUGAUAACGUUGGAGUGCUGAGGAAAGAGCUGGCCAAGGUUCAACAGAGGUUUGAGUUAAACCAGCCUCAACUUCAAGAAGGCUAUUUCUUUGUAUACAAGAAGAAUGUAAUGGAUGAUGACCGGUCAUUCCGGUGGCACCGUGUUGAACUUGGUGAUGUAAUUGAGCUAUCCGAUGGAAGUGUUUCCGGUGGCUCUUAAUGGUUCCGAUGUAAUCUUUUUUUUUUGGUGUAAACAAUGUUAACAUCAGAUUUAU